Messenger RNA from Lasiodiplodia theobromae, 867 nucleotides. Its product is annotated as rRNA-processing protein utp23. The transcript is spliced from 2 exons. The record is from RefSeq and is a predicted model, not a curated record. The coding region runs from base 1 to 867 and encodes 288 amino acids. Lineage: Eukaryota; Fungi; Ascomycota; Dothideomycetes; Botryosphaeriales; Botryosphaeriaceae. Gene Ontology annotation, molecular function: small ribosomal subunit rRNA binding. Gene Ontology annotation, cellular component: nucleolus; small-subunit processome.
AUGCGCGGCAAGCGGGCGAAGCAAUACCGCAAGUUGAUGCACCAAUAUGCCCUCACGUUCGGCUUCCGCGAACCAUACCAAGUCCUGGUCGACUCCGAGAUCGUCCUGGACUCGACGCGCAUGAAGAUGGACCUUGCCGGCUACCUCGAGCGCACCCUUCAAGGCAAGGUCAAGCCGAUGAUCACGCAGUGCUCGAUGCGCCACCUAUACGCCUCUAAAGAUCAGGACGCCAUUGGGAAAGCCCAGGCCUUCGAGCGCCGCCGCUGCAAUCACCACACCCUCGACGAGCCUCUCUCCACCCUCGACUGUGUCAAGUCCGUGCUUGAUCCGAAAGACUCCAAGACCAACAAGCACCGCUAUGUUGUUGCCAGCCAGGAGCAGCGCCUGCGUGCCUACCUGCGCAAGAUUCCCGGCGUGCCCCUGAUCUACAUCAACAGGAGUGUCAUGAUCAUGGAGCCCAUGGCCGGCGCCACCGAGGACGUGCGCGACAGGACGGAGACGGAGAAGUUCAGAGCCGGCCUAAAGACGCGGUCCACUGCAACGGUUGCCGUAUCCAAGAGGAAACGGGAUGACGACGACGAGGGGAGCGAUGGUGACCAAGAUACGGAGAUGAAGGAUGCGCCCGCACAACCUGAGCCAAAGAAAAAGAAGAGGAAAGGACCCAAGGCCCCCAAUCCAUUGAGCGUCAAGAAACCUAAGAAGAGACCGGAGCAACAAGGCUCGGCCAAGGCCCUUGCAUCUGAUAACGCUGCCGGUGAAGGGACAGUAUCCGAGGAGCAAACCAAGCGGAAAAGGAAACGGAAGAACAAGGCCAAGGCGGACGAGGACGCACUGGACCGAGCAAAGCAAGUCGCGCAAGAGGCAUGA